Molecule: messenger RNA, 1603 nt
Organism: Talaromyces stipitatus ATCC 10500
Lineage: Eukaryota; Fungi; Ascomycota; Eurotiomycetes; Eurotiales; Trichocomaceae
Exons: 3
Coding region: 168-1493 (441 amino acids)
Source: RefSeq, a predicted model, not a curated record
AAAAACAAGUUGAAUUCAAUUCAAUUUAAAACAAUAGCGGAAAAAAGUGGAAAAGUCGAAAUAAAUUGAUCAAGACACCUACCUACCUACCUACCUAGGUAAUUAUCUACUCCUUUUAUCCCUUCAGACCAAUCAAUAUCAACCGUUGGACUGUUGGUAUUAUAGGCAUGGCUCGUGAGAGCGUUUCAACAUCCACCACCAUCCCCAAGGAUGUCAUAAUUGUCGGCGGCUCCCUAUCCGCUCUCAUGCAGGGCCUCGUCCUCGAAAGGUUCACCACAGAUAAGCCUCCAUCUCAUAUGGCAGGUGUAUGUCUGGGUCCUGAUGUGCUGCGUCUUCUAGGCCGAUACGAUCGCGCGGCCACUAUCCCUCUAGGAAUCCGAGCAGAACUCCUUCAGUCGGUAGACAGGGAAGGCAGACGUAGGCCAUUUCUUCAUAUUCAUCGGAUUAUGUCGUCCUGGGAUGCGCUUUACUUCCGUUUGCGAGCGAACUUUGAUGGCCUAGCCACGGAGUACAUUCCCAGCCCCCCUGGCCCGAGGCCAUUGGAAGGUGAAAGUAUCGCCAGUGCCAAGGCGAGAGCAAGGUACCAAGUUGGUCAGGAGGUCGUCGAUAUCCGGCCAGCAUCCGAGGGACGAGUAUCCGUGUCAAUCGUCGACGUCUCCGGUGAAGUGGGCAAGCGAGAACUGGCGGCAGAUCUUGUCUUGGGAGCAGAUGGCCCUAACUCAGUUGUACGCAAAGUCUUUGUACCCCCAGGUCUAGCAGACCGACGGUAUGCGAACUAUGUGGCUUGGAGAGGGGUAGUACCGGAGCUCCAGGCGAGCAAGGAAACACGGGAGAUUUUCAGUAAAAAUAUCACGUACUUCGUAUUAAAGGCCGAAGGAGCACAUGCCAUUGUGUAUAACAUUCCUGGCGACGCAGGUUCGGUUGCUACUGGUCAGCGUCUUCUGAAUUUUUGUUUGUAUCUUAACGUGGCCCCGGGCUGCCUCGACGAGAUCAUGACCGAUAGCGCAGGGGUGCGACAUCAGAUAUCAGGCCCACCCAACAAGGUACACCCAGAGGUUUGGGCGCAGCAGAAGGCUUCCGCACGUCGAGUCCUCCCUGCCCCAUACGUGGAAAUAAUGGACAAGAUUGCCUCUCCGUUUGUGCAUUUGAUCACAGACUACUGUUCUCCUCGCGCAUCGUUUUUAGAGGGCAAGGUGCUUCUUGUUGGAGAUGCCUCGGCAUUGCUUCGACCGCACAUUGCAUUUUCCACUAAUCAGGCUGCCUAUCAGGCUCUUCUAACAGAGCGCUUGGUAAAGGGUGAGCUGGAUGUAGCCGAGUGGGAAUAUCAGGUAACGGCAGCCACGUAUCUCCAUUGGAAACGGAGCGUAUGGUUCGGCCAAUUCUUCCAACAGCCGUUGGCCGUGGCAUUGAUCAGUGCAGUGCAAUAUUGGGCGGUCGCAGCGCUCAACCGGCUUAGAACGUGGGCUGGUUGGCUGUCGGGACAGGCUGUUUAAGAUAUGCAAAUAAUUUGGGACUACCUAAUAAGUAAUAACAGGGCUGAAUUCUGACCUUGGGCUGGGGGUAGGGGUAAUUAUAAAUAAAGUUGACAUCAGUGUUGUUUUUU